Molecule: messenger RNA, 2159 nt
Organism: Amaranthus tricolor (Joseph's coat)
Lineage: Eukaryota; Viridiplantae; Streptophyta; Magnoliopsida; Caryophyllales; Amaranthaceae
Product: gallate 1-beta-glucosyltransferase 84A23-like
Exons: 2
Coding region: 329-1849 (506 amino acids)
Molecular function (GO): UDP-glycosyltransferase activity
Source: RefSeq, a predicted model, not a curated record
UUUGACUUGAUCUUGUCCUGAAUGAAUCCAACUAACCACAUGACUAAGCAAUUAAGAAUCACUAAUUAGGUCAUAUUACCCAUGUUAAUUUCCUUUCAUAUGAGCUAUCAUUUAAAAGUCUUUGAGAAAGUGGCAACAACAUUGCUACAUGCCAAUUCAUUUAAUCAAAAAUAUAAUUAAAUAUCCCCCAAAAAAAAAAACAUUACUUCUAAUUUAACCGCCCAAACAAGCCACUAUAUAUGAACUCAAUCCACUUCCUCUAAUCCCAUUACCAAAUCACCCUAUUCUUUUUUUUUCUUAUUUUCUUCUCCAUUUCUUGAUUUAUUCAAUGGGUCAAGAACCAGAAACCAUUCACAAAAAUGGGCACAAAGAACUUGUACAUGUUUUCAUGGUAUCUUUUCCGGGUCAAGGCCAUAUAAACCCACUUCUUAGGCUUGGUAAAAGAAUUGCUUCUAAGGGUCUUUUAGUUACUUUCACAACUACUGAAAAUUUUGGGCAAGCAAUCAGAAACUCUAAUGAUGCGGUAUCGGAUCGACCCGUACCCGUUGGUGAUGGGUUUAUCCGAUUUGAGUUUUUUGAUGAUGAAUGGCCCGAUGGUGACCCGAGAAAACAUGAUAUGGAUCAGUAUCUUCCUCAACUUGAUAUUGUGGGUCGUCGUUGGGUACCCGAAAGGAUUGCGGCUUUGGCCCGUGAGGGUCGACCCGUUGCUUGUCUUGUUAAUAACCCGUUUCUUCCUUGGGUUUCUGAUGUGGCCGAUGAAUUGGGGUUAUGUAGUGCAAUGUUAUGGCCCCAGUCAUGUGCUUGUUUUUUAGCUUAUUAUUGUUUUCACCACAAAUUGGUUCCUUUUCCUACCGAAAAUGCCCUUGAACUCGAUGUGGAAAUUCCGACUUUGCCCCUUUUAAAAUGGGAUCAAAUUCCUACUUUUCUUCAUCCAACGACGCCGUAUGCGUUUCUUAAGAGGGCAAUAUUGUCACAAUAUAAUAAUUUGUCUAAGCCCUUUUGUGUCCUUAUGGAUACUUUUUAUGAGCUCGAGAACGCCACGGUGAAUUACACAGUGGACAUUCUCGCUCCGCUCCCAAUUAAGCCUGUCGGGCCACUUUUUAAGAAGUCCGUACCCGGUGGGGCUAUUGUUCGGGCUGAUCCGCUGAGACCCGAUCAGGACUGCUUAAAGUGGCUCGACAGCAAACCCGAUGGGUCGGUGGUUUAUAUCUCGUUCGGAACAAUAGUGUUUUUGAAGCAAGAACAGGUUGAUGAAAUCGCGGCCGGGAUCGAGGCGGCUGGGGUGUCGUUCCUGUGGGUUAUGAAACCGCCUUUGAAGGAAUCCGGGCUUAGCCCGCAUACCUUACCCGACGGGUUCAUGGAAAAAGCUGGCGAUAAUGGCAAGGUGGUCCACUUUGCUCCACAAGAGCAAGUCCUAGCACACCCUGCUAUAGCAUGUUUUAUGACUCAUUGUGGAUGGAAUUCGUCUAUGGAAUCAUUAACUUCUGGAGUGCCAGUAAUAGCGUUUCCUUCAUGGGGCGACCAAUGCACCGAUGCAAAGUUCCUUUGCGACGUUUACGAAACCGGAGUACAAUUAACUAGGGGUGAACACGAGAAAAGGACCAUCCCUAGGGACGAGGUUGAAAAGUGCAUACGAGAAGCUACCUUAGGACCAAAAGCAGCCGAAAUGAAGAAAAAUGCCCUAAAAUGGAAAACAUUGGCCGAGGAAGCAGUAGCCGAUGGCGGAUCCUCCGAUCAAAACAUCGAUUUCUUUGUUGAUGGAGUACGAAAAAGGAGCGAAAUUAUACUCGCUAAUGCAAAGAUCAACGGAGGACAAAAUGGUGUAGCCCUUAAAGUAAAUGGACAUUAAUAUAAUUAAAUUCAAAUAAUUAAUUAAUCAAUUAUUUGGAUUUAAUUAAUUUGCUAUGAUGUGGGGUUUUACGUCUUUAAUUUUGAAUAUCUUUAAUUUUUAUUCUUUUACACUUUAAUAUGGUUCAUUGGUUCUUUUGAGGAUGUAUUCCUAGCAAAUAAGUAGGAAAGUUCUUUUAUUCUUAUUUAUGACUUAAAACGCGUUUCUCAUUGUUAUUCUCCUUUUCAAAUAAUUAUUAUUGGUGUAAAGUUUAUUUAGCACUUGUUUAUUACUCUCCUUAACUUAUUAAAUUAAUUGUCUAGAAAAGAAA